CUAGAUGUAUUUUACUGUUUCAUUUUGUAAUGUAAAGUAAGGGUGUUACAAUUUGUUCUCUUAGGAAACUGUUUCUGCUAUUCUGGCUAUACCUUUGUCCUAUUCCCCUAUCGAGGAUCUCUUGGUCUUGCAUCAUGGGGCGUCUAGUGUGUAUUUGGUUAAAUCGGGGUAUCAAUUGGCUGUGGAGUCCUUGCGGCAUCCUUCUCGCUUUUGUCGAGAUUCGUGUUCCCCUUUUGAUAGAGGAUUGUGGAGGAAGUGUGGGGUCUGCCUAUCCCCCCCAAGCUCCGAUUUUUUGUCUGGCAAACCGGGGAAGUCCGCUUUAUUACAAAAUCCACACAACAUAAAACAUUUAAGGAGUUCGGAGUCCUCCGCCAACCUCAUGGCUUCCCUUCACGCUUGAGUCCCGAUAUCUAUAGUACACACCUUACUUUUGCUCUUGAUCUGAGGAAAAAUGGUGACGAAGGAUGAGUCGUCGCUCAGUGAAUAAAUUCUAAGCUCAGAUCGACAUCAAUACAAAAAUAGUAUUGGGCAGAAACACCCUAGCACAUAGCAGGACUUAAGUUGUUUAUCACACUUUUAAUUCCACUGAAUCAAUCAAGUACACAUGUUCACAUCCCAUCUCAGUCAAAACACAUAAAACAGAUGACAGAUAGAGGCAUUUUGCUUAUACAAUUUCACUUUCCAAUUUUUGCUAAAUGAUAUCCUCCCCGGGUAGUACAGUAGUGGAAAGCUGCAGGGUAACCAUGUACAGCCAUCAGAUAACUGGAGUACCACGGGACAAAACCCAGUAUGGUACGAAUAGGAGUGCACAAGGCACGAAACAAGAGUGCUCGCACCAACAGGAGUAUCGCGGGACGCAAACCGGACCGAUAGAAAACAGGAGUCGCCACGGGAUUACCCCAGCCCGGCUAACUGAAGAGAACAGGAGUACCGUGGGUCGUCACCCAAUCGGCACGGUGCGGAGCACGAGCGCUCAAACAUGAGUAUUGUGGGGUUUACCCACAUCGAUACAAACAUGACACACUACUGUACCGAGGUAUAAGAAGCCCUUUUACUUAUUCCUAUGUAUUCACCUAUUUUCAUUAAUAGUUCAUUUAGACACAUGUCAGUAAUCAUUCCGUAAGCUCACUUAUACACUAUAUGCUCAGAAGCAUUCAUAGUGCUUUUGCACCCUCACUCACAGUAGAAUGGAAUGUAAGCUGAGGAGCUUACUCUGAGUUAUUCAAGCAGAAUAGGAUUAGUAAGCCUAAUGGCUUACUCCAGACCUAAGCAGACAGGACGCGUUCGCAAGUUCGACUACUUACUCAUAAUCCACACAAUAAAUCAACAAAACCAAUCCAUAUGAUAAUUUCGUUCCACUUCAUGAUCAUUCAACCAUUUUCAUCAUUAGAUCACAUAACCAUGCUAAUUCUACAAAAUGUCAGUUGCAGAGGCAGCAAUGAUUUACAGAGGCACAGUAGAAAUUUAUAGAGGCAUACACAAGAUCAACCAACAAAAUGUCUUUCCAUAACUCAUCCACAAUUCAUGCAUUUCCAACUUCACACCAAAUGCAGAUGAUGAAUAUAUACCAAUAACCCAUCUUGGGUUCACUGAAUUUCAGAACCUAUAUCAUUUAACACACCAUAGAGACAAUUAUGGUCAUUACAGGAACCAUAUCACAUAGCCAUAUCAUUUCCCAUAAAUUCACAUAUUAUACAGGAGCCGCUUCAUGACCCCGAUAUGUAUUCGGGCCGCUUCAUUACCCGAGUACUGUUAUUAUGUUGAAGUAGAUGUAAGAUUAGAAUCUACUCAUUGUUUUGUCUUCACUCAGCUAUGCCCUUGCCUUUGGAUGAGCCCCCGGCUUGCUCCUUACCUUUAUAUACGAAAUUUCUAGGUUAUUCAAGCACCUAAGAUAUGUAUAAAGUCAUCAUAAUCAUGGUUGUGUUCAUGCAUGUCGAUAAGGCCACUAGGGAAGUCGUACGGCCGUACACUUUACCCUGCUUCACCAUUUUGGUCAUUGAUCCCUUGAUACUUAACCAAAUCAGUUGAUUCUUGUUUAUAUUGAAACUAGAUUCAUAGGGAUACAACAUAUCCAAAUUUUAGACCAUUAGGAUCAGCUGUUUGAGCCGAGAAAUCAUUUUAAGUUGACAUUUCAAAACUGUCAGCUACUUUCUUUUCACUUCAAAUCCAACUCUCCUACUUCUAACAAUUGUUCCUGACCACUCCAAAAUCAAAACUACGUUCCGAACAGUCAAUUCGAAGAACUCAAUAUGCUUAACCUGAUACCAAAUUUAUAGAACGAUCCAACGAUUGAUUCGUACAGGAUCUUACCUCUAAUCUGCUGUCCUGCUACAGGAAAACAGUGUCGCACCCGUUCUGUCCAGCGACAUUCCUCGAUGAACCAGGGAUCAUAACGAUGAUCCGAAUGGUCAAAUCUUAGACAAGGAAGUAUGGAACAGAACGUAGAAAUCGCAGGACGAUCCAACAGCUUGAGUGUCCGGAAUCAUCCUUACCAUAGGUUGUCCUGCUGCUGGACGAAUUUUGGCAGCACCCCUUGUUUCCUUCUUCCUUUCCUUGAUAUCCUUUUCUUUCUAUCUUUCUACUCUUUGUUUCUGAAAGGGAGAUGGUGGUUUUUGGGGUGGUGAAACCAGGUGGAAGAAAGAGAGCAAGAGAGGGACGUGGGAGAGAGUGAGGGAAAGAGAUGAGAAGAAAAUGAGAGAGAAGAGGGGAGGGCAGAUUUUUAUCUCCCCUUCUCUAGAAUUCUCCAACCCUCCAAAUUGCCCACUUGGCCCUAAACUUUCAUUCUCUUGCAAUUAAGUCUAAAGCUUUCA
This is a messenger RNA of Linum trigynum, 2810 nucleotides long. The record is from the annotation of a GenBank genome assembly. Lineage: Eukaryota; Viridiplantae; Streptophyta; Magnoliopsida; Malpighiales; Linaceae.